Aspergillus niger is the source of this 879-nucleotide messenger RNA. RefSeq lists its product as uncharacterized. Gene Ontology annotation, cellular component: transcription factor TFIIE complex. Gene Ontology annotation, biological process: transcription initiation at RNA polymerase II promoter. Bases 1 to 879 code for a protein of 292 amino acids. The transcript has a single exon. The record is from RefSeq and is a predicted model, not a curated record. Lineage: Eukaryota; Fungi; Ascomycota; Eurotiomycetes; Eurotiales; Aspergillaceae.
AUGUCGCAUCUUCAACAGCAGCUGAAGAGCUUCAACGCUGGUGUUAUGGACUAUGCAGCCCGAAUGCCCCAGCAGCGUCGUUUCGUGCACAACACCAACUCAGCGAGCAGUUCCCAGCUCCCCUCCUCUACGUCUACACCUACUCCAAGCGACGAUGCGAGACGCAAACGGCACGAUGCAGAUAUUGUUUACUCGCAGCCCGCCAACACCGGCACAGGAAAGGAUAUCAUGACGCAGGUUGUCUUUGCAAUCGAGCACAUGAAGUCCAAGGGAGUUCCGCUCAAGUUUGCCGAUAUCGUCUCGUACCUGUCCCUUCAACAUCGGGCCAACGACCAAGGCUAUGUUCAGGCACUCCGGAGCAUUCUGCAGAUGCACGAGAAGGUCCAGUACGAUCCCAGCGGCGCAAACGGCGAAGGCACUUUCAGCUUCCGUCCCCCGCACAACAUCCGUACCGCCGAACAGCUCCUCCAGAAACUCCAGUCCCAGUCGACCGGUGCGGGGAUGAGCGUACGUGAACUUCGGGAGGGUUGGCCAAAUGUGGAGGACACGAUCAACAAGCUCGAGAAGGAAGGCAAGCUGCUUGUAACUCGGAACAAGAAGGACGAUCAUGCCAAGAUGGUUUGGGCCAAUGAUCCAUCCUUGAUCCAGCAUUUUGAUCCUGAGUUUCGUCAGAUCUGGGAGAAGAUCAAGGUUCCUGAUCAGCAAGCUGUUAAGGAAGAGCUGGAAAAGGCGGGUAUCACACCUACCAACAAGAACAAGGUUGUCAAGGCCCGGCCAAAGAUUGAGAACAAGAAGGUGAAGAAGCCACGACGGAGUGGGAAGACUACCAAUACUCACAUGAUGGGCGUUUUGAGGGAUUAUUCGCACCUCAAACGGUAG